AUGCAAGCAUGGGAGGGCAAGAAGAAAUCGGUAGGCGGAGUAGGCCAACACAUACCAGUGGAUAGGACAAGGACUUCACGACACCACAGUCCUACAGAACUAGCUGGAGGCAUAAACGGAAGCAAAUUAGGGGCGACACAGUAUCUUUACACACUAGCUAGCCUUAAGAAGGAUCAGCAAGACCAAAAGGAGCAGAAGGAGGCUCUUCUUCUACUUGAUGCUAUGGAGCUUCCCGACUCUGUCUAUAAGGUUGCUUUGAAGAAAAUACUAGACACCAUGGCCUUUCAUAUGUUUCUUAACAUGGCGAAUGACUGGAAACGACGCUGCUUUUGGAGGUUUGGGCUGAGGAGGCUUCUGGAAGUGGUUGACGACGACAUGAUGGAAAUAGAAGACGAAUCAACAGGGCCAUUCGAACCAUAUGAUGAUGAGUCUGAUGAAGAUAUUAGAAGACCCUUCCGUGAAUCAAGCAUUACAGGAAUGCAAUGGGUUAACGAGCUUUUGGAGGGGAACCCUACAAGAUUUUACCAUGCCAUGGAAUUGCAAAGGAGAGGCGUUCAUGGCCUUUACAAGCAAAAAAAAGUGUGCAUUGAAGAAAGUGUGGGUAUAUUUUUGCACGCAAUAAGAGGACAUCAACGACAUAGGCGUUCAGGUGAGACUUCUAGACGAUCUAAUGAAACUAUUUCACGACAUUGUCAUAUCAUUAUCACUGCCCUCGCUGAUAUGGGACUGGAUUACAUUCUACCACCAGACGUGAAUCGGCAUGGGUUCCCCGUGGUCAUCGAGGCUUACAGAUGCAGAAAAGGAUAUUUAGCCCAAAACAUGAUGGUUUCUUGUGAUUUCGACUUGAAGUUCACCUUCGUGUUGGCAGGAUGGGAAGGUAGCGCUAAUGAUGCCCUAAAUUUCAAAGAUACAUUGUCCAACCAAGGUAUCAAUUCCCUUCCCACCACCGGGUUAAUAUUAUGUGCUCGAUUCUGGGCAUUCAAACCAUCUCGGUUUUUUGGCGCCAUACUGCAGCAAGAGAUAUCAUCUGCCAGAGUGGACGGAAUGGUUGUGGCUUGUUGUGUUUUACACAAUUUCAUACUGACGCAUCAAGAAAAGAACACGACACCGACCCAGUUCUUACAGCCCGAUUAUGUUCGCCAAUGUGAUGCGGAUGAUAUGACGCUCCCGUUUAUGGAUAGAUCGCAUCCCUCGGCAGCGGGCGAAGAGGAGCAAUGUACAUUGCGUGAUAGAAUUGCAACGGCUCUAUGGGAAAAUCAUGUGAACGACAAUCGUUAA
Molecule: messenger RNA, 1278 nt
Organism: Striga asiatica
Lineage: Eukaryota; Viridiplantae; Streptophyta; Magnoliopsida; Lamiales; Orobanchaceae
Source: the annotation of a GenBank genome assembly